AUGAUAAAGUCAAUCCCUAUUGAUCUCUUUCUGGAGAUAUUCUCCAGAUUACCUGCAAAGUCAGUCGCAAAGUGUGUUUUGGUGUCGAAGCAAUGGAAAUCCAUACUUUGCGGUCAAGAUUUCACAGAGUUGUUCCUCACCAGGUCCAGCACUCGUCCGCGUCUCUUAUUCGCUAUCAAAGAAUUUCAAAACAGCGAGCUGCACUUCUUCUCGUCUCCUCAGCCUCAAAAUCCGUAUGAGAAGUCGUCUCUUCUAGUAGUAUCCCCCGAUUCUCAUAUCAAGGUCCCCGAAGACACGUGUCGACAAUUUUGUGGUCAUGCCUCUGGUUUGAUGUAUAUCCAUGGUAAUUCGAUCUCAAACAAUAGCGUGCAUGUGAUAACUAACCCUAGCACGGGACAGUGUGCGAGCUUACCUAAACUGAAAACAAACGUACAUUCAAAAAGUUUGUUAGGGUUUGAUCCGAUUGACAAGCAAUUCAAGGUACUAAUGUUCGUUGAUAAUGGUAGCACUAGAAUUAUCACAUUAGGAACAGGAGAAAAGAGGUGGAGGGAGAUCCUAUACUCUUUUACCCAUCGUAGUCCCUUGAGUGGAGGGAUAUGCAUCAACGGGGUUUUGUAUUGCGUAGCUCAACGAACUUAUGAAAAGUCUUAUGAAAUAGUUUGCUUUGAUGUUAGGUUUGAGAAAUUCAACUUUAUUAACGCAGAACUCGUUUAUAGUGAGUUGAUCAACUAUAAGGGUAAAUUAGGUCGGGUUGGUUUGCGUCAUGUUGACACUGGUGGAAGCUAUACGAUUGAGCUGCGUUUGUUGGUUCUAGAAGAUGUCGAAAAAGGGGAAUGGUCAGAUAAUGUCUACUGUUUACGGGAUGAUAAAUUCCUUUAUGGCAGCAGUGGUUACCACUAUGUUGACGUAGCUGGAGCGACAGCUAUGGGUGACAUUGUUUUGUCGAUGAUAGAAACAUCUAAACGGCCGUUUUAUGUUUUCUACUUCAAUCCCGAAAGGAAGACUCUCCAAAGUGUUGAAAUCAAAGGUUUUGGAGAUAUGUUUGACGUUGGUAACAAUCGUGUUUACGCCUUUGUAGACCAUGCAGAGGAUUUUAGGUUUAACAUCAUCUAA
Messenger RNA from Microthlaspi erraticum, 1113 nucleotides. The record is from the annotation of a GenBank genome assembly. NCBI's taxonomy places the organism in Eukaryota, Viridiplantae, Streptophyta, Magnoliopsida, Brassicales, Brassicaceae.